Messenger RNA from Aspergillus alliaceus, 3540 nucleotides. RefSeq names its product putative calcium-translocating P-type ATPase(PMCA-type) (gene pmcB). Gene Ontology annotation, molecular function: ATP hydrolysis activity; P-type calcium transporter activity; ATP binding. Lineage: Eukaryota; Fungi; Ascomycota; Eurotiomycetes; Eurotiales; Aspergillaceae. Gene Ontology annotation, biological process: intracellular calcium ion homeostasis; calcium ion transmembrane transport. The transcript is spliced from 4 exons. The record is from RefSeq and is a predicted model, not a curated record. The coding region runs from base 1 to 3540 and encodes 1179 amino acids. Gene Ontology annotation, cellular component: intracellular membrane-bounded organelle; membrane.
AUGGCGUCGACUCUCAGUCCAAACCGGCUGUCGGUCCAGCAUGGUCCCCCUCGAUCAUCACACUCACUUGACGGUGAGACUUUACGGUCAAGAGCAGACUCAACUAUCUCCAAUGCAGAUACUGUUAUUAGGUCAAGAGCAAACUCAGCAGCCACCACCACCACCAAAGCUGUCUACGACGAUGUCUCAGUAGCAGACGCUUUGAAUCCAGACGCCCGAAAUGAACAUGAUUUCAUCGUUGAAGAUAACAAGUUUGCCUUCUCACCUGGCCAGCUCAACAAGAUGCAAAAUCCAAAGUCUCUGGCUGCCUUUCAAGCGCUUGGCGGCUUACAUGGCCUGGAGCGCGGCUUGCGGACUGAUUUGACGGCCGGGUUGUCCGUUGAUGAAGGUCACUUAGAAGGCACAAUCAGCUUCCAGGAAGCGAUAGCGCCUGAAAAGACCAACGCCAAACGACCAUUUUCCUCAACCACAGAGACUCCCGCAAUUGAGGCCAACUCACAGUUCCGGGAUCGAGUACGCAUCUUCAGCCAAAAUAGACUGCCCGCUCGCAAAUCGACUGGCUUCCUGAAGUUGCUUUGGCUGGCAUAUAAUGAUAAAAUCAUCAUCCUGCUUACCAUUGCCGCUAUCGUAUCACUAUCCUUAGGUAUCUAUGAGACCGUCAGUGAAGGCUCGGGAGUCGACUGGGUUGAGGGGGUCGCUAUCUGCGUUGCAAUCUUGAUUGUCACCGUUGUAACAGCCGCCAAUGACUGGCAGAAAGAAAGGCAGUUUGCCAAAUUGAACAAACGGAACAAUGACAGAGAAGUUAAAGCCGUCCGCUCGGGUAAAGUGUCCAUGAUAUCGAUAUUUGAUAUUACCGUCGGGGAUGUUCUCCACCUCGAGCCUGGUGACUCUAUCCCUGCCGAUGGAGUUCUGAUAUCCGGUCAUGGAAUAAAGUGUGAUGAGUCCUCUGCUACUGGAGAAUCAGAUCAGAUGAAAAAAACCGAUGGUUAUGAAGUUUGGAUGCAGAUUACAACCGGCACUGCCUCGAAAAAGCUCGAUCCCUUCAUGAUUUCCGGCGGGAAGGUCCUUGAAGGUGUAGGGACUUUCCUAGUAACGAGCGUUGGGCGUUACUCGACCUAUGGACGCAUUCUGCUGUCGCUACAGGAGAGCAAUGAUCCCACCCCUUUGCAAGUCAAGCUAGGGAAGCUUGCCAAUUGGAUUGGCUGGUUAGGUUCUGGUGCCGCAAUCAUCCUGUUCUUCGCGUUGUUCUUCAGAUUCGUUGCUCAACUCCCGGACAACCCUGCCUCUCCUGCUCACAAGGGCAAGGAAUUUGUAGAUAUUCUCAUCGUUGCUGUUACUGUUAUCGUCGUCGCUAUCCCUGAGGGUCUCCCCCUGGCUGUGACUUUGGCCCUCGCCUUUGCCACAACACGGAUGGUCAAAGAGAACAAUCUUGUUCGCGUCUUUCGUGCUUGUGAAACCAUGGGAAAUGCCACAGUCAUUUGCUCUGACAAAACUGGAACUUUGACCCAAAAUAAAAUGACUGUAGUCGCGGGGACUCUUGGGUCGAAGAGCUUCAGUCAAGAUACAACUGACUGCGGCUUCAAUUCGUCGAUGACUGCAACCGAGACUUUCAAACAAUUUUCGUCCAGGACGCGUGAUCUGAUCGUCAAGAGCAUUGCACUCAACUCAACCGCAUUUGAAGAGGAAAGGGAUGGCUCCAAAGAGUUCAUCGGGAGUAAAACCGAAGUAGCAUUGCUACAACUGGCUAAAGACUACCUUGGUAUGGAUGUCACCGCUGAACGUGGGUCCGCGGAGGUAGUCCAAUUGAUUCCCUUUGAUUCCGCCCGCAAGUGCAUGGGAGUGGUAUAUCGGGAGCCUACAGUGGGCUACCGACUUCUCGUCAAAGGAGCUGCUGAGAUCAUGGCCAGCGUAUGCUCGACGAAGGCAGCUGAUAUGGAUGGCACCGCCGGCAUUGCCGUCAAUCAGUUCACCCAGGAGGAUGGUCGGAAGAUUCUAGAUAUCAUCGAAUCCUAUGCCAACAAAUCUCUACGGACGAUAGGAUUGGUUUACCGCGACUUCCCAAACCUUUCCAGCUGGCCUCCAAACUAUAUUAAAUCCGCAGAAGACGACCGGACUGCGGCCCAGUUUGAAGACCUUUUCCAUGACAUGACUUGGAUUGGUGUUGUAGGUAUACAAGAUCCUCUCCGACCCGAAGUUCCUGCAGCUAUUGAGAAGUGCCGUACUGCUGGUGUGCAAGUGAAGAUGGUCACUGGAGACAACAUAGCGACAGCCACCGCCAUCGCAUCGUCCUGCGGUAUCAAGACAGAGGAUGGAGUUGUCAUGGAAGGCCCCAAGUUUCGUCAGCUGUCGGAUGAUGAAAUGGACAAGGUGCUCCCACACCUUCAAGUCCUGGCUCGCUCAUCGCCUGAGGACAAACGGAUCUUAGUCGCGCGGCUGAAGCACCUGGGAGAGACUGUGGCGGUGACCGGAGACGGUACUAACGAUGGCCCUGCGUUGAAAACCGCUGAUGUCGGCUUCUCUAUGGGUAUUGCUGGAACUGAAGUUGCCAAGGAGGCUAGUUCGAUCAUUCUCCUCGACGAUAACUUCAGUUCGAUUGUGACAGCAAUCGCAUGGGGUAGAGCUGUGAAUGAUGCCGUCGCCAAAUUCCUCCAGUUCCAGAUCACGGUCAAUAUCACCGCCGUCGUCCUUACCUUUGUUUCGUCUCUCUACAGUGGCCAAAACCAGAGUGUCUUGAGCGCGGUGCAGCUGCUUUGGGUUAAUCUGAUUAUGGAUACCUUUGCGGCCCUCGCUCUUGCAACUGAUGCACCGACGGAGAAAAUCCUCCAUCGCAAACCUGCCCCAAAGAGUGCGUCCUUGUUCACAGUGGUCAUGUGGAAGAUGAUCCUCGGACAGGCAGUUUACCAGCUUGCCGUAACCUUUAUGCUCUAUUUUGCGGGCAGCCACAUCCUCAAGGACCAUCUCAGUGCCGAUAAUGGUGCAAAGGAGCUCGCCACCAUCGUCUUCAACACUUUCGUGUGGAUGCAGAUCUUCAACGAGUUCAACAACCGAAGACUUGACAACAACCUCAAUAUCUUUGAAGGAAUGUUCAAGAACUACUGGUUCCUUGGCAUCAACUGUAUCAUGGUCGGCGGCCAAGUCAUGAUCAUCUAUGUAGGGGGUCAGGCUUUUGGUGUGACACCUUUAAGCAGCAUCCAAUGGGCUGUUUGUAUAAUCUGCGCCAUUGGAUGUCUCCCUUGGGCCGUUGCUCUCCGCAUGAUUCCCGACAAGCCGUUCGGAAUUGCACUUGACUUUGUUGUCAGAAGCAUGGCAUUCAUUCUGCGACCUAUCAACAAGUCUCUGGCGUAUAUUGGCAAGAUGUCCAAGUCUGCUGUGUGGCCUGUAAAACGGGCUACCAAGCGAGUGUUCAACAAACGUCAGGGAGAAGACACCGGUAAACCAGAUGAGGAGGCUGCCAUUUUGACGGAUCUGAACCGCCAACAAACUCCCGAAGCGCCAAAGACCUCCGUCACGGUGCCUCCAAUUACUAUCACGACUUCUUGA